AAUAUUUUCUUUACGCAAAGCUAAGCCUGCCAAAUAAGUAUUAUGUCUGCUUUUAAGCAUUGCUAGCGCGAGCAUUUUUUUUUUUUUCCGCGAUGUAUGUGUACAAUUUGUUGUCGUCUACGGUGGAUCGUCGUCGUCUGUGUCAUGUGCCAUCGGUAACUUCGAUGUGCAAGCGGCCGUAGCGCAGCUUUUGGAGCGCAGUGGCCAUGGGUUCCCAGCUGAGCUCGGAGGUGAUGGGAGCCUUUCGGCAGUCUCAGGUGUUUGGUGAGAUCACCACACUCACAUUCGAGCGCUUCCAGGCCAAAGUGGAUGAGCUGAAUGAUAUAUGCCAGUACCUGAUGGACACGAAGAACCGCCGCCUUGUGUUUGAAGUGCACAGCACAUCCGAGACACCUGUGCUGUGGAAGAGCGAGGUCCGCAUCCGCUGCCACAGGGUUGGCUCGGGUGAAGCUCGGCUGCUGACCUUGCGGCAGUUCUUGCACACGUACCACACCAUCAAGGCCUACUAUUCGGCUGCGGCCUCUGGUGGAGCUGCCCUUCAGGGCAACAUGUGUGCCUCCACCUUGUUCACUGGCGUCCUUGGUACUACCACUGAUCUGGAGGAGUGCUGCAUCUGCAUGGAACACAGGCCAGAAGUGACCCUGCCCUGCACACACAGCUACUGCCUGCGAUGCAUCGAGCAGUGGAAUGUGUCCAACACAACGUGUCCCCUGUGCCGGGAGGAGUUUGAGAGCACCAAGGAAACCUGGGUCAUCUCGGAGGCUCCAGAGUCGUCCGAGGUGCUGAGUGAAAUGCAGAAGGCGCUCUCCCAGCUGCCUGAACAGAAGGGCAGCCCGUCAGCACGAUGAGCUCAGUCGGGAGGGUUGCUUACACGGAACUGCCUUCUGCAAGAAUACACAUUGUUAUUAUUUGCAACA
Molecule: messenger RNA, 917 nt
Organism: Dermacentor silvarum
Lineage: Eukaryota; Metazoa; Arthropoda; Arachnida; Ixodida; Ixodidae
Product: RING finger protein 141-like
Exons: 6
Coding region: 207-848 (213 amino acids)
Biological process (GO): protein autoubiquitination
Molecular function (GO): ubiquitin-protein transferase activity
Source: RefSeq, a predicted model, not a curated record